Anastrepha ludens (Mexican fruit fly) is the source of this 2606-nucleotide messenger RNA. Its product is annotated as cytochrome P450 4p1-like. The record is from RefSeq and is a predicted model, not a curated record. Bases 16 to 1737 code for a protein of 573 amino acids. NCBI's taxonomy places the organism in Eukaryota, Metazoa, Arthropoda, Insecta, Diptera, Tephritidae. Gene Ontology annotation, molecular function: heme binding; iron ion binding; monooxygenase activity. The transcript is spliced from 9 exons.
AAUAAAUAACACUAAAUGAGAAACCGGUACAUUAGCUACCAAGUCUCCCAUAGUCAAGCUCAGUUAAUUUUUGAUUGCUCUGGCGAAUGGUUUAUCACAAUAUUACUCUCGCUACAACUAAUUCAAGCCAAAUACAAAAAAAUAUAUCUACAUACGUCUGUAUCCAACUUAAAUCAACCACUUCGCUCAAUGUUGCUUUUCGCUUUCAUUAUUGCUGUGAUUUCAAUUGCGGCCUGGCUCUAUAAGCUCAAUCGAGAUUAUUGUGUAAUGGCAUUUUUUGCCAAACGCUUAAAGACAAUAGACGGCACACCGCUUGAGAACAUUGUGCCGCAGGCAAAUGCAGAGACAAUUUUCGCAAAUGUGUUCGAUUGUUUUGGUGCUGAUAAUGUUGCACUAUUUGAGAGCUCUCGUAUUUCAGCAGCCAAUUUGGGAAAAAGCUACGUAGAAUACGGAUUAUUUACGACUUUUUAUAACGUAAUUACCGCCGAAGAUGCUGAGCUAUUGUUAAAUGAUAAAAAUUUAAUUACAAAAGGCAUAGCAUACUAUUUUCUAGAGCCAUUUUUACAUACUGGCCUACUGACAUCAACAGAUAAAAAAUGGCAAACGCGCAGAAAAUUAUUGACACCUGCUUUCCAUUUCGAUAUACUCGGACACUUUGAGGAGGUUUUCAAGGAGGAGAGCCAGAAAUUCGUCGAUCAACUUAAUACAGUCGAUACAAACUCAGUCCUUUUGAAUGAAAUAAUACCAAAAUUUACAUUAAACAGCGUUUGUGAGGCUGCUCUGGGUGUCAAAUUAGACGAGCAACUGGAUGAUGAGCAAUAUCGUGCGAGUUUUAAAAUGAUCGAAGAAGGAUUUAUUGCACGUAUUAGGAAUCCAUUCUAUAUGAUCGACGCCAUUUAUAAUAUAUUUAUGGCACCAAAAAUGGAAAAACACUUGAAAACCGUACAUGGAUUCUCCAGCAAUAUAAUUCACAAGCGGCGUCCACUUUUUGCAGCAGAGUUGGAGCAAAGUUCCAAAAAUGGAGUCAUUGAGCAGGACACUGGGUUUAUCAAGAAAAAGCGCUACGCCAUGUUGGAUACACUCUUACACGCCGAGCGCGAUGGACUUAUCGAUCAUGCGGGUAUAUGCGAGGAAGUGGAUACAUUCAUGUUUGAGGGUUUCGACACUACAUCAAUGGCACUGAUAUUUACUCUAAUGAACCUAUCGCUGUAUCCCGAAAUGCAGGAACUGUGCUAUCAAGAGAUACUUGAACAUGUCGAAGAUGAUCUUAGUAAACUGAAUAUAAAUCAGUUGGGUAAACUUAAGUACCUGGAGUGUUUUAUUAAGGAAACUUUACGUCUUUACCCCUCGGUGCCGGGUAUAAUGCGUAAAGCGAUACGGGAUACAUUUCUUUCUAAUAAUGUCUUUCUACCCGCGGGCACACAAAUCUCCAUACACAUCUUCGAUAUACAACGCAGUCCUAAGUACUAUAAUGAUCCGAAUAUGUUCGACCCGACACGUUUUACAGCUGAAAACUCCAAAGGUCGGCACCCAUACGCGUUUCUGCCCUUUAGCGCUGGUCAGCGAAAUUGCAUAGGCCAAAAAUUCGCCAUGUUGGAGAUGAAAACCUUAUUAGUUUUUAUGUUAAAGAAGUUCAAAGUAGUGGCCUUAAUGGAUCCAAAAGACUUACGCUUUGAAACGGGCAUUAUCAUAAGAACAGCUAACGAGAUUAAAGUAAGACUGCAGAAAAGGGUUUAAGCAAAUAAUUUUUAUUUGAAAAUCCCUUAACUUUUGGGUAUAAAGAACAACGAUUAUAAAAUCGUUCACAGCUACAUAAAUAAAGUACGGAAUAAGUCCAAGUCUAUACUUACCCUUGAAACAUUUAAGUUAAGUGAAUGUAAUCAAUAACAAAAAGCAAAUAAGGAACAAAAUCGCGUUAAAAAUGUAGACGUUUAAUUUCCUCAAAAAUAUGGUUUCAGGCAGAGUUAGAGAUGGCGCCACGCUAUAAACGGUCAGAGAGACUAUGGCGAUUUUACGUGACUUCUUCGCUAACAAACUGAUAAGCCGUUUUCGUGACAUAUCCUCGCCACUCAGAUCGCCCCACAUUACCGGAAUGAACUUUUUUCUAUGGGGGUACCUCGAAAGUAAAGUCUAUGAAACAAACCCAGCGACCAUCUCAGCACUGAAAGAAAAUAUCGUUCGCGAAUUUAAUGACAUUCCGACAUCACUUAGUUUAGCGAGUGGUAUGGAGUAUAGAGGCCAGAUUGCAAGAGUAUAUCCGACGUAACGGCCGACAUUUAGAGGAAAUCAUUUUUGAAAAAUAAAAUCCGCACUUGUCUUUUAGUAGUUACUGAAACAAACUUUUAUCAUUAGUAAUAAUUUUUUAAUUUAGCUUUUAGUUCCUAAUUCAGUCACCGAACACCCUAUAAAUGGGUAUUUUUCGUACUGUAAUACAUUGAGUAAGUAGUUAAGGUAGAUACUAGGUAGAUAGUUCAAGAUACAUUAAACAGGUAGUAGCAUUUCAUUUCAUUUCAUUUCAUUUAUUGCCCAAAAUCAUUUUAACAUAGAAGUUUACAAAGUUAUGAUAAAAUUAGAUUAUUUAGCAUUAUCCUAACAUACAUUUGUAU